Molecule: messenger RNA, 1608 nt
Organism: Aspergillus ochraceoroseus IBT 24754
Lineage: Eukaryota; Fungi; Ascomycota; Eurotiomycetes; Eurotiales; Aspergillaceae
Product: aminoglycoside phosphotransferase family protein
Exons: 5
Coding region: 1-1575 (524 amino acids)
Cellular component (GO): mitochondrion
Source: RefSeq, a predicted model, not a curated record
AUGAGGUCAUCUAGCACGCAGCAGUCAUGCACGGAUUUCUUCCGGUACACAAGCGGUCGCUGGCUUUGGGACGAAGAACAGCAGCUUCGCGAUCGUUUUUCUCCAUUUAAUAUACCCGAGCUCCAGAAGGUUGCCGCAAGCAGCGUUGGAGCCAAAAAAUGCGUUACAAUCACAAAGCUAGCGGAAGGCUCAUUCAACAAGACUUUCAGGCUCAUGAUGGAUAAUGGAAUGACUGUGAUUGCAAGGAUUCCUCAUCCCAUUGCAGGGCCCCAGCACUACACGACAGCUUCCGAAGUAGCGACGAUGGAAUUUGCUCGUAGCAUCCUAGAAAUCCCUGUACCCCGGAUAUAUGCCUGGAGCGCCGAUGUGAAAAAUCCUGUUGAGUCCGAAUAUAUAAUUAUGGAGGAAGCUCCAGGGGAAAAAUUAGAAGAUAUAUGGAAUAAUCUUUCCCUGGAGGAAAAGAUAGCAAUCAUGAAAGACCUUGUUUUACUGGAGAAAAAAAUGAUAUCCGUAUCUUUCAAUAGUUACGGCAAUAUAUAUUAUGCUACCGAAGCUAUCCAAGGCGCUGUAAGAGCUGAAGUUUUUGGUGAUGUGACUCCAGAGGUUAAAAAAACAGUGCUUAAUCGCUUUGUUAUUGGCCCAGUAGUGGAAAGAGGUUAUUGGAACAAAGAACGCGCAAUGAUGGAUAUAGACCGUGGGCCCUGGAAACAACCACAACGAUUUGCCGCCUCCCUAGCUCGUCGGGAGCUUGAAUGGAUAAAACAGCAUGCAAUUCCCAAAUCACAGGAUGACCCUUUAGUGACUUCUGCAACGCAAAAUUCUCCUGAGAGCCACAUUUUACUACUUCAAAAGUACCUAGAGAUUGUCCCAUAUCUUCUUCCAGAUGAUCCUGCUGUUAUUGCGUCUCAUCUGUGGCACACGGAUCUCCAUUCAGGCAAUAUCUUCGUUGAUAGGGGUCGCAUCUGUAGUGUGAUAGACUGGCAAGGAACAUGGGCAGCGCCUUUAAUACUUCAGGCACGCCACCCCCAGCUAGUUGAUUAUCAUGGGGAAAUUAUUCUGAAAGCUCCCCCAAGCUUCAAGGACCUUGAACCGGCUGAGAAGGCUAGGGUAAGGAGAGAAAUGAGCAGUUCUAUAAUCCUUUACCUUUACAAAAAGCAGAUUGCGAAGCAAGUGCCUCUUUUAGAUAAAGUUCUCCACUUUGAUCAUGGUCGAACAAGGUGCGAGCCUAUACAAUUUGUGGGCGACACCUGGGAUAAUGAUAUUUUGCCUUUGAGGGAAUCCUUGAUCCGAAUUGAGAAAUAUUGGGAUGAACUGGGAUUCAAGUCUCCAUGUCCAAUCCAUUUUACGCAGGAUGAGCUUCGUAUUCAUGCAGAGGAAGGUGAAGGGUGGAAUGAUGUGCAAGACUUCUGGAAUUCUGUUUCAGAUAUUGUUUCUAGGGAUGGAUGGACGCCUAUCCAUCUUUAUGACGACGCUGUUGCGCUUUUUACAGAGUUACGAGAAGCUGGCUUAAAAUCUAUGCUAGGCAAGGAGAGGGAAGAUUUUAAAAGGCAGACACAGUGGAUUGAAAAGACAUAGCUCAUCAGGCAGUGAAUAUAAUACAUACUACCC